Acinonyx jubatus (cheetah) is the source of this 1678-nucleotide messenger RNA. RefSeq names its product cilia and flagella associated protein 300 (gene CFAP300). The coding region runs from base 197 to 1144 and encodes 315 amino acids. NCBI's taxonomy places the organism in Eukaryota, Metazoa, Chordata, Mammalia, Carnivora, Felidae. The transcript is spliced from 8 exons. The record is from RefSeq and is a predicted model, not a curated record.
CGACCCAAUCACAGACUUGACUACUCGCGUGGCUCCUCCCCAACCAACGCCUCACUUCGCCCCGCCCCCGCCACGAGCCUGGCUUCCUUCCCCGGAAGAACCGCGUAGCCGCGCCCCCGCAGCGCCGGGCUGACCCCCCCCCCCGCCUCCGCGUCUCCAUGGAAACGGUACGCACUGAAGCCGAGUGAGGAGCGCGAUGGCGGCCGGGGAGCCGAGGGAUUUGGGCAGCUACUACUUCAGAUUCCUGCCUCAGAGAACCUUCCAGUGUCUGAGCACCCAGGAGACCACCAGCCGGCUCCGCCAGUGGUCCAUGCUGGGCAGAGUCGCGGCUCAGGCGUUCGGCUUCGACCAGACGUUCCAGGCCUAUCGCAAGGACGACUUCGUCAUGGCUUUUUUUAAAGACCCAAAUGUUAUUCCUAAUUUGAAGUUACUUUCAGAUUCUUCUGGACAAUGGAUUACAUUAGGAUCUGAAGUGAAAAAAAUUGAAGCCACAAAUGUUCCUUGUACACAGCUUUCAAUGUCAUUUUUUCAUCGGUUAUAUGAUGAAGAUAUUGUACGCGAUGAUGGACAUAUCAUUAAGUGUUUAGAUUCUUUUUGUGAUCCCUUUCCUAUAUCUGAUGAAUUACGAAAACAGCACCGAGCCCGUCACACCGCCUCACUGAGGCCUGCCGAUAACCACCUUCCGCAGGCGGCUCACAAGUCUGGCUCCUUAACCACAUUGCACACCUCCUCCCUGAGGGCCCCAUGUGGAAGCACACGGGGAGAUCAGCCGCAGGUUUUGCUAGUGGAAGACUCAGAAAAAUAUGAAAUAUUUAGCCAAGCUGAUAGAGAAGAGUUCCUGUUUUGUCUUUUCAAACAUCUUUGCCUUGGUGGAGCCCUUUGUCAGUAUGAAGAUGUGCUUAAUCCAUAUCUGGAAACAACAAAGCUUAUCUAUAAAGAUCUAGUGAGUGUUCGAAAGAAUCCUCAAACCAAGAAAAUUCAAAUUACCUCUUCCAUCUUUAAAGUUACGGCAUACGAUUCCGCUGGCAUGUGCUACCCUUCAACAAAGUCUCAUGAACAGACAUUUUCUUACUUUCUUGUGGAUCCGAUCAGGCGUCAUGUUCAUGUUCUAUACCACUGUUACGGUGUGGGGGAAAUGUCUUAACAGUAGUCUUUCAGAUUAUCGAUUUUACUGUUUUUACCAAUUUUUUAUUUUGACGUCAUUUUAUAGGUAAACAUCUCCUUGGCCAGUUAAUUUAAGUAAAAUGUAGAGAAGCCGCAUAGAACAGAAGGACACGGUACAAGAUGCCUGUCUUUAAAUUUGCCUGGAGUGGUAGCAUAGGGACCGAACUCCAUCCCUUCCACGGCCUACACCAAUAUAGUUGUGGACACUUGACAGAAAGAUACAAGGAACUAAAAAUCCAGUCCGUAUUUGUCGCAUUAGGAUUCAAGUAAGGCCUCGAUUUUCCACGUAUUUUAUUUUAGAAGCUAAUUAAUUUUAGCUUGAAACGGUGGCAGAAAACUGACCAUCUCUCCACUGAUCAUUAUUAUCAACUGUUAGCUUUUCAAAUUUGAGUUUCAUUUCAUUGCAUUUCUUCGUCGCAUAAAGAUUUACACGUCCAGGGGUGUAAAAUGCAUAACAAUUCCUUUGCUUCGUUUGUCCCAGUUAAAAUCCUCAAUAAAAAAAGUCAUGUUCUGA